UGAGGAGCAGCAGUUCAUUCAUAGCCGUUCAUUGCGGCGGAUCAUCGUCGGGCUAGUCUGGUUGAGGUGUUCGUUCUCAUCGAUUCGUAGUCGUCGUAGUGCUUUUUUUUUGUUUCAAUUCGACCUAAUAUCAUCUAACAACUCAACCAACUAGAAAAUAACUGUGUGGUUUUCGUCGGGAUCCGUCGACUCCAGAAGAACUGUGCGGUGACGGUGAAGCAACUACAUAAGUCAGUCGUCGUCGGUCGGUAAUUGAACUGGACUCGGACUUCGAUUAGACGAGGUGACUAUAGGUUAUUUUGUUUCGCCUUUUUUUAGCUUAAAAGAGCACCUCUAAAGCGCUGGAUAAGUGCGUGAAAAAAAUUUGCAUUCAUUCGAGGGGGUUGUUCAAGUCAUCUAAGUAGAGAAGUGUGGUGAAGAAUACAACAGAAAAAAGGGCAAAUGGCGUUUCUAUCGAUUCGAAUGGUGGCAAUGGCUGCUGUCAAAAGUGCCAGCGCUAAUGGUGCGGGCACCAGUUCCGGAUCGCGACUGCUGAAAUCUGGUUCCACACUACUGGUGGAUCAGCAUAUUGGAUCCGUGUCGCGGUUCAGUGCAUUGGCUGGUGGCCAGCAGAACAUCCGGAACCAACCCUGCCGAUCGGUGGUGGCCUUGAACGGCAACCAGAAAGUUGUUUCAAUGAUUCCCAGUCGAGGGCUGGCCGUCCAGGAGAUCACCCGGUCACUUCAACUGAUCAGCGAGGACAAACGUAGCAUCGAGAAGGAUCCCAAAACGCUGCAGCUCAAGCGCAGCUCCGACAAACCGACCGUUUUCAUCAUUUCCUGGCUGGCGGCCAAGCAAAAGCAUCUGCAGAAAUAUGCCAAAAUAUAUAUAGACCAGGGCUUCGAUGUGAUUGUGGCCCAGAUCACCCCCUGGCAGUUGCUGUGGCCCAUGAAGGGUUCUCAGUUGGUGGCAGCGGAAAUUGUGAAGUUCUUGAAGAACAACGAAUUCAAAAACGGUCUGAUCAUUCACGGUUUUUCGGUUGCCGGUUACGUCUGGGGCGAAUGUUUGGUGCACAUCGCCCGUGAUCUAAACCAAUACCAGGUGGUGUUGGAUCGCGUCAAGGGUCAGAUCUGGGACAGUGCGGCAGAUAUUACGGAAAUUUCCGUCGGAGUCCCGACGGCGCUGUUCCCCCGCAAUCCGACGCUACAAAAUGCGUUGCGGAAAUAUAUGCUUUAUCAUAUGAAAGCGUUCCACGAGCCGGCCACGUCACACUACAUCCGGUCCAGCCAAAUGUUCCACACCAAUCUGUUGAGAUGUCCGGCGCUGUUCCUGGUAUCGAAAACCGAUCCCGUCGGAACAGAACUGGCCAACGGGCGCGUUCGAGACAGCUGGGAAAGUAGUGGAGUUAAGUGUACUUUCAAAGUGUGGGACCGGUCGCCGCACGUGGGCCACUUCCAGCGGCAUCCGGAGGAGUACGUCGAAUGCGUUUUCGCCCAUCUGCGGCAGCUCGAUCUGACUGGAACGAAACAGGCACUCCGGGCCAAGCUGUAAUAAUCACUGUUUUAGUUCUGUGAUACUUAAGUGAACGAAAAAAGUGUUAUGACAAACAAGCAAAAAAUGUCGAAAUUUCGUUAUUCUGGGUGCAUCUAUUGGUUAUCAGACGAGGUAAUUAGGUAAAAUUAAUCGUUUCUUUUAUUCAUUUUUCAAAAAAAAAAAAAAAAGGUUCUAUCAAUUGUUCUGGUCAACUCAAUCCUCAUCAUAACUAACAGAUGCUCCCAUUAUGACAAUCAUGGGAAAUUUCUCUCAACAAGGCAGGACACCGUAUUGUUUUGAUUCCUUUUUCUUUUGAAUCCCCACAAUCAAUAACAUGUAGUAUCAUCCUACAAUACAACAAUAAUCUGCACUUUUCAAAGGCAGUAGGUACCAAUAUGUUUCUUUAACGCUGAUAUAUAGACUUAGUUUUUCGGAGUGGCUAAAUAAACGUUUGCAAUCCCUGAUAAGUUCAACAGUUGACCAAUUUCUCAUUUGUACAGGGUACCUGCAAUCAUUCGGUGGGGUUAAAACGAUGUAUUCAUUAAUAGUUGACUACCUACCUUUCAAUUGGAAUAAAAAUGAAGAUUAGACUAGUAAAA
This is a messenger RNA of Uranotaenia lowii, 2111 nucleotides long. Its product is annotated as transmembrane protein 53-A-like. Gene Ontology annotation, molecular function: serine hydrolase activity. The record is from RefSeq and is a predicted model, not a curated record. The coding region runs from base 442 to 1530 and encodes 362 amino acids. Lineage: Eukaryota; Metazoa; Arthropoda; Insecta; Diptera; Culicidae. The transcript is spliced from 6 exons.